AUGCUUGUCGCCAGAGAUACCCAGAUUAGUGCCGAGGAAGGCAGUUCUGAGCAGGUUUCAAUUUGGAAGCACGUUUACAGUGUUAUGCGGUGCCCUGGGGCACCCUGUGAAUUGGGACCUCAUUGCUGGCGUGAUCCUUUCGGCAAGAAGCAUUAUAAACUUGGUACGCACCAUCUAAGAAGUCUGAUCAAGUAUGUAGAGCAAGGAGGCGAGUUGGAUACCCAUGACGAUGUUCCCCAUGACCUUCGCGAGAGUCUUUAUCGCGAGGAACAGCAGCGGCUCGAUAGAAAGAGCAUCUCGAAUCAGUCCGCUGUUACCACGUCGUGUCCUCCGAUUAAUAUCACAAAUGUCCUUCCGUCGCAAUCUCCAACUAGAAGCCCUUCUCUAUCGACACAAGACGCUCCCGUGAGAGACUCGGGAUACUUAAAUAUUCCGGGUCUCCGAGAUGUAGCCGUGGAAGAAUAUAGUGACUGGCAGCAAUCACAAGUUAGAAAUGAGGCAUUGAAAGCGGAGUUCCGAAAAGCGCGAGAUGCUGCAUUCUCCGAGGGCCUCGAUCUUGGGCAGAUAUUUAAAGACCAGGACUCGGCCUUUUUCAUCAAGCAGGGUGUAAAAAGAGGCAUCGCGCGACGAUUUGUUACUGAUAUUGAUUACUGGGUGAAACAAUACCAGCCGGUCCGCCGAAAUCCUGCUCGUUUGUCGCACCCUGAUUCAUCAACGUAG
Messenger RNA from Aspergillus saccharolyticus JOP 1030-1, 720 nucleotides. RefSeq lists its product as uncharacterized. The record is from RefSeq and is a predicted model, not a curated record. The transcript has 2 exons. Lineage: Eukaryota; Fungi; Ascomycota; Eurotiomycetes; Eurotiales; Aspergillaceae. Bases 1 to 720 code for a protein of 239 amino acids.